AUCAUUAGUGGUCGCUGUACUCGCUAUGAUUUUGUGAUUUGCAAUAUCCUCAUACAAUUAAAAAAAUACAAAGUAACCUAUAAGUAAAAAAAAUGACCACCAUAUUUUUAACGUACUUAUAAGUAAUAAAUAAAACGUAUAAUGAGUCCUUAAAGAUAUUUCCAAAGUUUGAAGGGUCAAUUUAAUUUCAUCAAUUUCGUAUGGCAGAAUUGUUUCAUUUAUAGCGACGUCUAAAUGAUGUUUAAUUGCUCAAAUUUUUGCUAGGAAUACUUUUUACGUAUAUUGGAAUAAAAAGCCUACAUGGAGAAGGAAUUUAUAUUACCUUAUAUUUUUGAACCACCCUAUUAUCGAACCUACCCAAAUUUUACGGAAAUUGGUUUAUCGGAAUGGAAGAGAAAAUACUCCUCUUCCCAUUUCCGAACCCCCACGGUCAGUUGGUCAUACCCUGAAUGGUAAAAGUAUAACCACCUCCAUCUUCGUCGGCAAAAGAAGGGCCAUUUAAAGCUUCACUCUGUAGUGUUUUAUCUCUAUAGGAUUUGUUAAUUUAAUCCGCUAAAUCACAUUUUUCUACAUCGAAUACCUUUCCUAAAAUAUCAACAGGAGGUUUACAUAAAUAUAAAUCGUCGGAAGACUGUGUUCCUGUAAAUUCGUGCCCUGCAUUUUUGUAGUCAAGAUCUAUAGCUGGCAUCGCCGACUGGUAGUAGUUAAUCUAUAUACUUACACCAAAAUUAUCUAAAAUAAUGUCAGAAGCCGUACCGUAACUUUCUGCCGCGACAGCCACCUUGAAACAUUGCUGCCGGGGCUAGGGUAUAAUGCUAGAAAACUGUUUCCCUCUUUUAGCUAUGAUAUUCAUUUUGGUAAUUAAAUCAAUAUAACAUACAUUUACGUUUAAACUUUUGUACCUAAAAUAAUAUCAAUAUUCCGAUCUACAACUAAUCUAUAGAAAAGCCAAAGUUGAUAAAUUAAAGUGCAAAAACUGCUCCGAAAUAUUCUGAACAUGGACCCCCACAUAUCGCACCCGUUUUUGCCUGCGCAACUGUCCGUCUCCUUGAACAGACAAAAGAGUUUCAGAGUAAAACACUGAAAUAAAUGCACUUAGCUCGCGCUUGGCGCUCGCUUGAUCAUUCAUCGAUACCAAAUUUAAGUGCAAAAAAAAAACUAAAAGUUACAAACACAAUUCAGGGGAUAGAACCAGGGAACAAUCUUUCCCUGCUACAAAGCUUAGUCUAUCAAAAAUACGAAAUUCAAGUGCAAAAAAAAAAAAAAAAAAAUUAUUAAUUGUUCGGGGAUGGAACUCGGAACCUCGAUAUUGCAAAGCGAGCGUAUUACAACUGAGCCACGAAUGGAUAUAUUCAACUCGUUGAAAUUAGGCUACUUAUUCUCCAGCGUAACCUAAAUAUCUAAAUACCUCCUAAACCAGCGUUCUAGAAUAUCGGAAUUUUUCGCAAAUCACUCUGUAAACAUGUCUCAAAAAGAAGAAACUCUUAUGAUAUCGAUAUGGCUAUUUGUUUAGGCACGACGUACCAUGAAUCCGCCAUUUUGAAAAAUUUCCAAAAACUGGAUCGACAAAAAAAUUCUAUUUAAUCAUAGAAUAUGGUCACAAAAUUUCACUCGAAUCGGUUGAGAGUUGCGACCUGUAGAGGAGAACAUCCGGACAUACGAAAGCAAAUUGCCCGAGUCAAAACGUAGACCUACGCUACGCUUCGGUCAACUACGCUACGCUUCGGUCAACUACGCUACGUUUCGGUCAAUUACUACCACAAUGGUAUUUUUUUAACAUUGGCAACAUGUGCGAGUGAGACACGGCUCGGGUUUUAAGUGGACCGUUUUCUCCGGUCUAGUACGAACACCUUACUGGCUCGGUAAUAAGGUUCAAAUUGGUAUGGCAAAAAAAGUCAUUGCGCUCUCCACUUUAAUAUAUACCUUCAUGAUCGAGUAAUUCGAGUAUGACAUUGACAGCGACAUUGUCUUCACUUCGUUCGCGUGGCGUGGUCAUUUUUUAUUAUAUUAAUUGCUGUUAAAAUAGUGUUGUUUUACUUAUUUUUAUUAGUGAUAUCGUAAGAAUCGAGCAUUUGAUAUAAUAUUUGGACGGGCGUUGUGCGAGAUGGAGGGGAUCCCGGACGGUGGCAUGGCGCGCGUGAAGCAGGAGCCCGAGUCGGUGACUGACCGCGUAAUUGUUAAGGAGGAAGCAGAAUUCGCUGAUGAGGAGUGUGUGAAGGAAGAGUGCGAGGGUGGCAUAGACAAGUGCGGCGUGAGCGAGGCAGCCAUGCUGGCCGGCUUGUACGCCGAGCACGAGGUCAAGGACGAGCUGGUGCUGGGGCCGGAGCGCCCACACCGCCCUGAUGUCGCACUGGUGGUGAGAACGGCCGCUGUUGUCUCCUCUGCUAUGGCGUCGUCGGGUGCGCUCGGCUCGUGCUCGGUCAGGCUGGAGCGCCUGCUGCCGGCCGCGGCGCGGCGCGGCGGCCGGGGCGCGCGCCGCACCGACACGGCGCGGCGGCCGGGUCGGGCGCGGCGCGGCGGCCGGGGCGCGCGCCGCGCCGACACGCCCGCGCCCGCACACAAUGUCACCGCCACCAUCUAUCAAUGUCACCAUUGCGGCAAACGGUUCAGGAACAAGUCGGUUUUGAAGAAACAUAUACUCACUCACUUAACGAUAAGACCGUCGAGUAAUUCACACAACGAUAGGAAACUUUAUAAAUUUCGUAGCACUUUUGAGUACAUGAGUAGUAAGAAAGGAAAUUUACGGAAUCAUCAGCCGCUACACACCGGCGACAAAACUUAUGAAUGUAAGUACUGUAAUCACAAGUCAAAUAGUAAAGGAAACAUACGAAAACACGAAAUGACACACACUGAUGAUAAACCAUUUAAAUGUAGCUCCUGCGAUUACCAGAGCAUUUUAAAGUCUCGUUUACAGAGGCACCUCAUGAUCCAUACUGGAGAGAAGCCCUUCAAGUGUCGACGCUGUGACUACAGGAGCCGUCAACGAGCAACCUUACAAAGACACGAGGCGAUACACAAUGGUGACGCGUUAUUUAAAUGUAACGAUUGUGAGUACAAGUGUACGAGGAAAUCAGCCUUGGUGACGCAUCUCAUGACUCACACUGGCGAAAAGCCUUACGAGUGCCGGUACUGUGACUACAGGACCCGUCGUAGUGACACCCUCCGAUCUCACGAGAUGAGACACACUGGUGACGCGCUACUUAAAUGUAACGACUGUGAGUACAAGUGCACGAAGAAAUCGGCCUUGGUGAUUCACCUGAUGGUUCACUCUGGCGAGAAGCCUUACAAGUGUCGGCACUGUGACUAUCGGACCCGUCGUAGACGAUACUUACGAGCUCAUGAGAUGACACACACUGGUGACAAACCCUUUAAAUGUAACUACUGCGAUUACAAGUACAAUCGGAAAGAAACGUUACGGGCUCAUGAGAGGAUACAUACAGGUGACACUCGCUUUCAGUGUAACAACUGUGGCUACAAGUGCACGAAGAAAGCAUACUUAUUGGCUCACCUUAUGAUUCACACUGGCGAGGAGCCGUUCAAGUGUCGGUACUGUGACUACUGGAGCCGUCACAGCGGAAACUUACGAAAACACGAGAUGAAACACACCGGUCAAAACACUUUUGACUGUGGUAGCCGUGACUACAAGUGCAAAAACAAAACAAGACUGCGACUUCAUCAAGUGACGCACACUGGAUACAAGCCUUAUGAAUGCAGUAACUGUGACUUCAAGUUCAGUAAGAAAACAGAUUUACGACGUCAUCAAUUGAUACACUCGGAUGAAGCGUUUCCAAUGUAAUUAUUGCGAAUACCGGUGCAGGCAUAAUCAAACUUAAAGAGACUAUGAAUAUUCACAAUCACUAGUAAACAGCUGAUAUAGCCACUGUCAUUAUCAAUGUACGCGGAAGUAUCCACGAACUCUCGGGGACUAUUCAACAAAUGUUCAUAGUGUUCCGUAGCCAACACAAAUGUAACGCAAAUGGCAAAAACGGAACGGAACUAUAGUACCGUCAUGUCCGUCCGUAUGUCACAUACAUUUGACCUUGGAACUUAAGAUAAUUUGGAAUAUAGGUCUUUUUUUACCCGUUACUUAGUUUUUAAGUUAAAAUUUAAAAUAUUUUAUAUUUAUGAGCAUAUAUUAAAUAUAUUUCAAUUUAUACGUAGCGCUCCGUAGACAAGAAAAAUAAAUCAGUAAAUAAGAAUACUUCUUUGCAUUUUAUUGUUUUUUUUUAUGUAGUUACUACGGUGGUUGGUGGUAGAUCAGAAAACUUCCUGCCUGAUGGUAAGCAGUCACCGAGGCCUGUGGACGCCUGCAACUCUAAAGGGGUUACAUGCACGUUGCCGACCCUAACACACCCCAAACAACACAGCAUGAGGAACACAACACUAUGAGUAGGGUCUAGAGUCUGUCGUGUCCCCCUGCUGGGCGAAAAUCUCCCUCAAUUUCUCCGCUGAUCUCUUAAGGCUUGUACCGAAAAAAACUGUAAAUUUCAAGCCCCUGUAAUUUUGUUUC
This is a messenger RNA of Cydia pomonella (codling moth), 4510 nucleotides long. RefSeq names its product zinc finger protein OZF-like. The record is from RefSeq and is a predicted model, not a curated record. Gene Ontology annotation, biological process: regulation of transcription by RNA polymerase II. Lineage: Eukaryota; Metazoa; Arthropoda; Insecta; Lepidoptera; Tortricidae. Bases 2105 to 3796 code for a protein of 563 amino acids. Gene Ontology annotation, cellular component: nucleus. Gene Ontology annotation, molecular function: RNA polymerase II cis-regulatory region sequence-specific DNA binding; DNA-binding transcription activator activity, RNA polymerase II-specific. The transcript has 3 exons.